AUGUCCUUGUCCAAUAAGAGAAUGUCAACUGAACAAUCUUUGCCUAUCCCUGGUACAGGGAAGCAAAGACAAGACUCUGAUCCACAAUCACAAGCACCAUCUGGCGAAAGCGUCUCCAAUGAAAAACAUCCUCUCCAUUCCAUGUCGCCAUUGUCAUUAUCAUUACCCGAAAACGGGGAGACAACCACCAUUUCCGAAGUUUUAGACACCAAGCCUACCCCUUCUACUGAAAAGGCUAUUGCGUCUUUAGCUCCAAUGUUGGAGACUUUUGCUCCAAAGACAAGUGCAGAGGAUUCUGCAUCUCGAUUAGGUUCAAUUUCAUCAUCUCCAGGCAUCGCAGCAGCUGCUGCAGCUGCUUCUGAUUCAGCUGUAGGAGAAGUGGAACCAUUAACAGCGGAGAAUUUGGGAGCUGCUAAAUCACAUUCAAAUCUGGUGUCUACUUUUGCAUCUCUUGACGGACAAAGACUAAACAAGACUAUGUCGAAUUCGUCAAGCACCUCAAGGAAAUCAUUCUCACAAACAACAAACAGAGAACCUGAACAUACUGCUAAGUUGCCAAAGAUUGGUAAGAUUGGAGUAUGUGCAAUGGAUGCAAAGGCUUUGUCGAAACCAUGCAGAAAGAUCUUGAAUCGGUUGAUUGAGAAUGGUGAGUUUGAAACGGUUAUUUUUGGUGAUAAAGUGAUCCUUGAUGAAACUAUUGAAAAUUGGCCAACUUGUGAUUUUUUGAUUAGCUUUUUCUCAACUGGGUUCCCCUUGGACAAGGCAAUUGCGUAUGUUAAUUACAGGAAACCAUACAUUAUCAAUGACCUUGUACUUCAAAAGGCUUUGUGGGAUAGGCGUGUCGUAUUGGCUAUAUUGAACCAUGCCAAUGUGCCUUCACCUGAAAGAUUGGAGAUCAGUAGAGAUGGAGGUCCAUAUUUGGAGCUUCAACUACUUGAAAGAUUGAAAGAGAUUGGAUUUUCGGAUGAAAAAGUGCAUGAGUUGACAAAUCAACAAGAGCCAGAUUGGGAAAUGGUUGAUGACGAUACUUUGAGAGUUGGUGAUAAGUACCUCAAAAAGCCAUUUGUGGAAAAACCAGUUGAUGGAGAGGACCAUAAUGUCUACAUAUACUAUCCUAAAGCAACUGGUGGUGGUGGAAGAAAGUUGUUUAGAAAGAUUGGGAACAAGUCAUCUGAAUUUGACCCUGAUUUGGUAUCCCCAAGAACCGAUGGUUCUUUUAUUUAUGAAACUUUUAUGGACACGGACAAUUUUGAGGAUGUGAAAGCAUACACCGUGGGACAGAACUUCUGCCAUGCAGAGACUCGUAAAUCCCCCGUUGUUGAUGGAAUUGUUAGAAGAAACACCCAUGGUAAGGAGAUUAGGUAUGUUACUGAAUUGAGCGAAGAAGAAAAAGUAAUGGCUCGUUCUGUUAGUUCUGCUUUCAAACAAACAAUUUGUGGGUUUGAUUUGUUGAGAGUGAAUGGGAAAUCGUAUGUGAUUGAUGUCAACGGGUUCUCUUUUGUCAAGGACAACAAUGAAUACUAUGAUGCAUGUUCAAGUAUCUUGAGAAGUUUAUUCAUCGAGGCUAAGAAGAAUAGAGAUUUGUUGAAGAACCGCGUGCCAAAAAGUUUGCAAAAUAGUCAAUUUGAAGAAAAAGAACAGAAAUGGGUAUUCAAGGGAAUGGUUAAUGUUAUUAGACAUGCUGAUCGUACACCAAAACAAAAAUUCAAGUACUCAUUCAAGUCGCCGCUAUUCAUCAGUCUUCUUAAAGGUCAUACUGAAGAAGUGAUAAUUCGUGCCGUUGCUGAUUUGCAAGUAGUUUUAGAGACUGUCAAAAUUGCUGAAGAAAAAAAUUUGGAAGAUCCAGCAAAAUUGAAACAGUUGCGAAUUGCAUUGGAAAAGAAGAUGAAUUUUCCGGGAACCAAAGUUCAAAUCAAGCCCUCAUUGAAUAGUGAAAACCCGGAAUUGGUUGAUAAAGUUCAACUCAUUCUCAAAUGGGGUGGUGAAGCAACUCAUUCAGCUAAGCACCAAGCUUCAGAUGUUGGUGAACAAACGCGCCAAAACUUGAAAUUGUUGAACCGUGAGGCGUUGGAUGAUGUUAAGGUGUACACAUCGUCAGAAAGAAGAGUCAUCACUAGUGCACAAUACUUUACUACUUCACUUCUUGGUUUGACAAAGAAUCCAUUGCCAGAUGACUUUCUCAUUGUCCGUAAGGACUUACUUGAUGACUCAAACGCAGCUAAGGACUUGAUGGACAAAGUGAAGAAGAAAUUGAAACCUUUGUUGAGACAAGGUGCAGAAGCGCCGCCGCAAUUCACCUGGCCUCCAAAAAUGCCGCAACCGUUUGUUGUCAUAAAACGUGUCUGUGAGUUGAUGAAUUUCUAUCAUCAAAUCAUGAACCACAAUUUCGAAACUAAAAAUGUGGCUGAAUUCCAAUCUAAUUGGUGUUGUGGUGAAGAUCCAUACUUGUUCAAGGAACGUUGGGAUAAGUUGUUUCAGGAGUUUAUCAGUGUUGAAAAGACGCAUCCUUCGAAAAUUUCUGAAUUGUACGAUACCAUGAAAUAUGAUGCUUUGCAUAAUCGUCACUUUUUGCAGAGAAUUUUCGCAUAUGACCCUCACGAUGAAGCGUUGUUGGCGAGAUUGAGAGAAACGUGCGGUGAUACGGUCAAUUCAUCGGGAUUGGUUAGCGAGUACCCUAUAAAUAUAUUGGCCAUGAAUAAUUUCAAACUUCCUGCAGACAAUAACAACAUUGGUGGGUCGGCAUCCACCUCACAUAGCAACUCAAGCACUCACUUGCAGUCUUCGAAUACAGCUUCAGCUGGCUCUUUGGGUUGGGUGUUGAGUGGUGCUAAUAUUGGCGCAGGGGAAAGUGGUGGUGCCAAUUCAAACAAGAAUGCUAAAGCACCAGAAAAUCCAUUUGAUUAUCCAACGUAUGCUAGGUUGAGAGAGUUGUAUCGAUUGUCAAAAGUGUUGUUUGAUUUUAUAUGUCCCCAGGAAUAUGGUAUAAAGGAUGAAGAGAAGUUGGAUAUUGGUUUGUUGACGUCAUUGCCAUUGGCAAAACAAAUCUUGUCUGACAUACAGGACAUGAAAAAAAAUGUGUCCUCACCAUCAGUUGUCAAUUACUUCACCAAAGAAAGUCAUAUUUACACAUUACUCAACAUCAUAUAUGGAUCUCAAUUGCCAAUGAAGAUUGCUAGGAACGCUUUGCCGGAGUUGGAUUACUUGUCACAAAUUGUGUUUGAAUUGUACGAAGCUGAUGAUCCCACCAGUCCAUCGGGUAAAAAACAUUCAAUUAGGUUAUCUCUCAGUCCCGGAUGUCACACGCAGGAUCCAUUGGAUGUUCAAUUGGAUGAUGAUCAUUAUAUUGCAUGCAUUCCUAAAAUCAGCUUGACUAGACAUUUGGAUAUGGAUUUGGUUACACAACGGUUGAAAUCGAGGUUUUCAAGGGUGUCAUUGCCAAAGAAAUUCACUCCUGUCAAUAUUUCAAGUCCCCUUGUUGGUGGUAUAUAG
Lodderomyces theae is the source of this 3489-nucleotide messenger RNA. RefSeq names its product inositol polyphosphate kinase (gene AFL1). The transcript has a single exon. Gene Ontology annotation, molecular function: 5-diphosphoinositol pentakisphosphate 1-kinase activity; diphosphoinositol pentakisphosphate kinase activity; inositol hexakisphosphate kinase activity. Bases 1 to 3489 code for a protein of 1162 amino acids. Gene Ontology annotation, cellular component: cytosol. The record is from RefSeq and is a predicted model, not a curated record. NCBI's taxonomy places the organism in Eukaryota, Fungi, Ascomycota, Pichiomycetes, Serinales, Debaryomycetaceae. Gene Ontology annotation, biological process: inositol phosphate biosynthetic process; inositol metabolic process.